AAAUCAAGUCUCUCCCCUCUCCCUCCAACACAAACACACGCACAUCCACUGUGGGCGUGUUUUCCCUCCAGCUGGAGUAGAUAGAGGCGGCGCUGCACCGAGCUGUGCUGACGGGGAUCGGCCGUGUCUCAGUGCGCAGUCAGCGGUUGACGCUCCAUCAAUGCACACACCGAGCACCUCACCACGCACGCUCCGGGACAGACGUGGACCCCACACUACAGCUCGGUGCCUUGGGGGCCGCUCGCUGUGAACUUGGUACGCCCACUCUGACGCUCACUGGGGGGUCUGAGGCGCUCUUUAAGACCCCAGCUGUGAAUUUGUUCAGUGACGGCGGAGAGAGAUGAAGACAUGCAUCGUGUUAGUGGCUGUUCUGCUGCUGCCUCGCAUCCAAGCAGUGUGCCCGGAUCAGGAGCCAGGACUGCAGCCUUGGAUGCCCGGACACAGUGAAGACCACCGUGUCACCAUUGGUUAUGGCAGGAAGGUCCUCCUCACAUCUUCAGCGACUGUUCACUCCAUCACCAUUCUCAAUGGAGGAAAGCUGGUAAUCGCUGACACUAGCAGGCCCAUACUGCUUCGAACAAAACACAUACUGAUCGGGAACAAAGGGGAGCUCCACAUCGGGAGCCCAGACUGUCCGUAUAAAGGCAACCUGACCAUCUCACUGUUUGGAAGAUUGGAUGACAGCGAUCAGGAGCACAGCUACUUUGGGAGGAAGUACAUCGGUGUUGGGACAGGAGGGACGUUAGAGAUCCACGGAAAAAAGAAACUUUCUUGGACUUUUCUUAACAAAACCCUCCGUCCAGGAGAGAGCAGCAUUAACACCUACUUGUUCCAGAGAAGCUGGGGGAAACGGGGCAUCAUCGUCCACGUCAUCAACCCCAAGACUGGAAAGGUGCUGCACAUCGAUAGGUUUGACACAUACCGCAGUAAGGAUGAGAGCCGUCGUUUGUCAAAGUACCUUGAUGGAGUGGAUCUGGGACUCAUUCUGGUCUUGGUUGUCAAUGAUGAGGGCUCCAAUAACCUGGAGGACUCGGCUAAGAAGAGCCUGACCAGGCUGGGAAGUCAACACAUCAAGAGUCUGGGAUUUAGGCAUCCUUGGACUUUCAUCGUGACCAAAGGGGACUCGUCCUGUGUCGCGGAGGAUCAUGCCGCCUAUGAAGGGACCAGGGCCUCUUCAGAAGCCCGGAGCUCUUGUGUUUUUCGUUCAAGUAACAAGGAAGAUUUCACCAUCACCGCAAGCAGCCAAUGGGUGCAAGAGGCAGAGUGGACUGAGUGGUUCGAUCGGGACGAUGAGAGGGGCUCUGGAGACUGGGAGAAACUGUCAGACCUACACAAGGCCUAUCCAGACCGACUGUGUAGUUCUCCUCUGGACAUCCAGGCUGAAACUCAUGACGGCACACCGGCCAACCAGACCGGAGAUGUGAUCCACAAGAAUGAUAGGGACUACGGCUUUGUCUGUCUCAACAAAGACCAGGCGCAUGGUUUCUGUCAAAACUACAGGGUUCGAUUCCUCUGUGGAAAACUGGUUCGCCCACAGGCAUCCAUUUCCAUCGACAUGUCGUCCAAUAGCAGCAUCCUGGAGCUUGCUGACCAACCACAGGGCUGGGGGCCCUCAGAUCGGGUAGUGGUGGCCAGUACUGACUACUCCAUGCACCAGACAGAAGAGUUCACCCUGCUACCUUGCCCCACCUGCACACCCAACCAGAUCAAGGUUCAAGGUAAGGCCAAGUUCGUUCACAUUGGCGAGGAGGUGGACGGCGUGGAUAUGAGAGCGGAGGUGGGCUUACUGACUCGUAACAUCGUGCUCCGUGGGGAGAUGCAGCCUGGCUGCUAUGCUAACGAAGCCUGCAAGUUCUUCGACUUUGACACUUUUGGAGGACAUUUGAAGGUGGAGAAAGGCUUCAGGUCGGUUCAUAUAUCUGGGAUGGAGCUGCAGCAUAUGGGCCAGCAGACCAUGGGACACUAUCCUGUCCAUUUCCAUAUGAAUGGAGACAUAGAUGAGAAGGGCGGCUAUGAUCCCCCCACCUUCGUCACUGAUUUAUCUAUCCACCACUCCUUCUCCCGCUGUGUAACCAUUCACGGCUCCAAUGGGCUUUUGGUAAAGGACGUGGUUGGCUACGACACGCUGGGCCACUGUUUCUUCACGGAAGAUGGUCCAGAGGAGAGGAACACGUUUGAUCACUGCCUGGGUCUGAUGGUGCGAGCUGGGACUCUGCUGCCUUCAGACCGAGACAGCAAAAUGUGUAGAGACAUCACCGAAGGAUCAUACCCGGGAUAUGUACCCAACCCACGCCAGGACUGCAGUGCAACUUCAACUUUCUGGAUCGCCAACCCUAGUAACAACCUCAUCAACUGUGCUGCUGCAGGCUCAGAGGAAACAGGCUUCUGGUUCAUCUUCCACCACGUUCCCACGGGCCCCUCAGAGGGCCUCUACCCCCCAGGACAGACUGAGCACACACCGAUGGGUCAGUUCAUCAACAACAGAGCCCACUCCAACUACAGGGCUGGUAUGAUCCUGGAUAACGGAGUCAAGACUACGCAGGCAACUGACAAGGACAAGAGACCAUUCCUGUCUUUGACUGGAGCCAGGUACGGUCCCCACCAGGAUGCUGACCCCUUCAAACCCAGGAUUCCGGCUCUGAUCCACCAUUUCGUGGCCUUUAAGAACCAGGACCACGGAGCCUGGCUGAGAGGAGGAGAUGUGUGGCUGGACGACUGCCAAUUUGCUGAUAACGGCAUCGGCCUCACUCUUGCGAGUGGAGGGACGUUCCCAGACGAUGACGGCUCCCAUCAGCAGGUGAUAAACUCCCUGUUUGUCGGUGAAAGUGAAAAUCGUGGGAUGCCGCUCCCUGACAACAACAUCUGGGGCCCUGGUGGUUCUGAUUUUACCGAAAGAACGCUCCCUCGUGGCAUAGAUUUUCCCAUCCGAGGCAUGCAGAUCUAUGAUGGACCAAUCAACAUGCAGAACUGCACUUUUAGAAAGUACACCGCUCUGGAAGGGCGACACACCAGCGCCUUCGGCUUCAGGCUCAACAACUCCUGGCAGAGCUGCCCCAACAAUAACGUGACCAACAUUACGUUUGACCACGUACCUAUCACAUCUCGGGUGUUCUUUGGGGAGCCUGGACCCUGGUUCAAUAAGAUGGAGAUGGACGGCGACAAAACUACCAUCUUCCAUGACAUCGAUGGCUCAGUCAGCGAAUAUCCUGGAGCCUUUCUGGUCAAGGAGGACAACUGGCUGCUCCGGCACCCAGACUGCAUCGAUGUGCCCGACUGGAAGGCCGCUAUCUGCAGUGGGCACUACGCACAGAUCUACGUCCAGAUCCGAAACCCAGCUCAUCUGGACAUGCACAUCGUGAGAAAUGAGUACCCUGAUCGGCCCCUAACCCUGGAAGGCGCUCUUGGAAAGAGAAAACACUACCAGCAGUUCCAGCCUGUCAUUACUUUAGCUAAAGGUUACACCAUCCACUGGAACGAGGCAGCACCAGCAGAGGUUGUCAUCUGGCUCAUCAACUUCAACAGAAACGACUGGAUCAACGUGGGCAUCUGUUACCCACAUGGCACCAACUUCACCAUCAUCUCCGACCUCCACAACCGCUUGACCAAGCAGACCCGCAAGACUGGCGUCUUCAUGAGGACGACACAGAGGGACAAGGUCCACCAUUCCCACCAGGCCAGAGGAUACUACUACUGGGAGGAGGACACCGGACUGCUGUUCCUGAAGGUUAAAGCCCACAACGACAGGGAACAGUUUGCUUUCUGCUCUGUCAAAGGCUGUGAGAGGGUAAAGAUCAUGGCUGUCAUCCCUAAAGGAAGUCCGCCUAGCGACUGCAGGGCCCGGGCCUACCCCAAACACGCUGAGCUGCCUGUUGUAGAUGUACCCAUGCCCAGAAAGAUGUCUGAUGGCCCGCUGCACUCUCAUGAACACUUCGUGGAAAUCAGACUGGAGUCCUACAACACUCGCUUCUUCCACAUCAAGGAGGACUUUGCCUUUGCUGAGGUGAAUGGACGGAAGUUUUACCAACCAGAGGACGGGGUGCAGCUGACUGUUAUCGACGGCCAUAAUGGAGAGGUGGUGGAGAGCAAAGGCUUCAGGAACUCCAUCCUACAGGGCAUCCCAGCACAGAUCGACAGUUACAUCACUGGACUAAGAGAUGGGUCAAUUGUCCUCUUAACGUCAAAGGGUCGUCUGGUUACCCGAGGAUCCUGGACGAAAGCCCUGGAGAGGCUCGGCAUAGACAGAAGCAUCAAGUUAAAAGAUAAAGUUGCCUUUGUGGGCUUCAAGGGCUCCUUCCACCCUGAGUGGGUCCAUCUGGAGGUGGACGCUGACCACGCCAAGGUGCAUCAAGUUCUGCCUGUGCCCGUGCUCCCCAAGUUAAAGCUAUGAGUGAGUGCAGCAGGGAGGAGAGCCGAGAGACUAUGAAGCUCAAAGACAAAGAGACUCCACCCCUCCACGACGACGAUCAGCACCAUCACCGCCCUGAAGCACACACCAAGUAUACAAUCAAUACACACUGCCUGAGUUGGCCCACCUACGCCAUGGGUCCAAGAUCAAACACUUUCUGUUCCCCUUGAGAUUAUGGUGGUUACAGAAACCGACAGCAAUUAUCACUGCCCAUGAACAACUCUGCAAGUAUGUUUACAUGCACGGGGAAGUUGACUAAUAUCUUUGUUCUUGACUGUGAGAGAAUCCAUUUAUUGGCAGAAGUAUGCCAGACUCUGCUACGCUAGGCAGCAAUAUAGCCCUUUCAUCUGGUUACUGUUGGCUGCAUGUUGAAUGGUGAAAACAAAAAUGAUUACACGGGUUUGUACAUUCUGUACAUUGUAAAUGUUCAAUAUUUGUUCUUUGGGUACAAAUAUGAUGCACAUUAUCCCCCUAGUUUAUGGUGAAAUGCAGCGGCAGACAGCAGCGUGACCACUGCUGCUGUGCUUUGUAGGUGUGCUGUUCAACUUACGGGUUAAAGUCUGGCGUGGACGCUGUGGAGCAUUUUAAGAUCUACAAGUUUAGUUUGGGUCAGAUUGAGGUGUAAACAUUAUAAUCUGUGUCCACCGCUGCCAUCUUUGUGCUGGCAGCGCCUUCAACCUUAUUGUUUAUCUGCUUUCCUUGGUAGCACCUGCAAUACCGAAUAGCUCUGCUUGCUUAUUGUUUUUCCUUAUUUGAGGAAAUAUCACCAAGAAAACAUGACCACAAUGUAGAUGAAUCCAGUCCUGGCAUAGCAGCAGCACUAGACCUGGAAACUUUACCCUCUAAAAUACAAGUUCCUGUUUAUGUUGCUGUUAUUUCUUUACCCAUAACAUCCCAGAGUAGAGCCUCAGUUCUGCAGAAGAAUAUGGGUUGAACCAUGGUUUUGCCCAGGCUCACUUCAGCAGUAUUAGCCCAUAAAAUAAGUUAUUUUUUUUAAAGUUAAGGACAGUAAAGUUUGAAAUAAAAAGCAUCAUGAAGUAACCUAGCAAAGCAGAUGGAUUCGCCCGUUUCCUUGUUUGUCACUGGCGAAUCCAUCUUGC
Molecule: messenger RNA, 5505 nt
Organism: Cheilinus undulatus (humphead wrasse)
Lineage: Eukaryota; Metazoa; Chordata; Actinopteri; Labriformes; Labridae
Product: cell migration inducing hyaluronidase 1
Exons: 29
Coding region: 341-4387 (1348 amino acids)
Source: RefSeq, a predicted model, not a curated record